CCCAUUCAUGUGUUUGAUCGCAUCAUUACACAGCACCCGCCCAUUGCCAGUUUUGCAGAGCAUCCAAAAUGCCAAAGGCUACAUGCUCCCUCUGAUGUCACGGGGGCGAAAACCUGCUCAGUCGCCACGUGUUGGACGGUGCAUGGCUAGCAGCUCCUUUCCAGGCGUAGAUUGGUGGAAGGCAUUUGGUACAAGGGCUUCCAAGGAAGGGGUAAGGCGGGGAACGCGUGUCAUGGACGAGGGCACGCCAUGGCCGUGCGCGCACACGCAAUGACAGGACUGGCUCGGCCGGACUGGUCACAUUCACGGCGCGACAUACAGUCAUGACAACUGCUGCCCCAGAACCGUCUUGUGUUCAAAUGGAGUACCGGAGACUCGGCAACACCGGUCUCAAGGUCAGCGCGCUGUCGUACGGGGCCUGGACCACCUUCAAGACGCAGGCCGACCUCAAGCAGGCCAAAGAGAUGAUCCGGGCGUGUGUGGACGCCGGCGUCAACUUUUUUGACAAUGCGGAGGUAUAUGCGGACGGCGAGGCCGAGGUGAUCAUGGGGCAAGCCAUCAAGGAGUUGGGCCUGAAGCGCUCGGACCUGGUAUUGUCCACCAAGAUCUUCUGGGGCGGCCCGGGGCCCAACGACCGCGGCCUCAGCCGCAAACACGUCAUCGAGGGCACCCAGGCGGCGCUGUCACGGCUACAGACCAGCUACGUGGACUUGCUGUUCUGCCACCGCCCCGAUCCCGACACGCCCAUCGAGGAGACUGUUCGCGCCAUGAACCACUGCCUGGACCGCGGCUGGGCCCUGUACUGGGGAACGUCCGAGUGGUCAGCCGAGCAGAUCAAGCAGGCUCGGGCCAUCGCCGUCCGCCUGGGGCUGCAGCCGCCCGUCAUGGAGCAGCCCGAGUACAACCUGUUCGAGCGGCACAAGGUGGAGUCCGACUACGCGCCCCUGUACGACUCCGAGCCCGGGCUGGGACUGACGGUGUGGAGUCCCCUGGCCUCGGGCAUCCUCACCGGCAAGUACGGCGGCGGCGGCGGCGGUACGGCGGCGCCGGCUGGCAGCCGCCUGUCUAUGGAGGAACACAAGGCCAAGCUUGACAGCCGCGCUCACCACAUCGCCGCUGCGGAGCGCCUCAAGCCCCUGGCUGCCGAGCUGGGCUGCAGCCCCGCACAGCUGGCGCUGGCGUGGACGCUGACCAACCCACGCGUCAGCACCACCAUAACGGGUGCCAGCAAGGUCGAGCAGGUUCGGGACAACAUGGGGGCUCUGGCGGUGCUGCCUAAGCUGACGCCGCAGCUGGUGCAACGACUGGAGCACGAGAUUGCGCAGGCGCUGGUGGAGGCCGAGCAGGCCAAGUGAGGGACACUGGAACAGCAGCAGGGGCAGGCGUCCGGUCAGGAGGCCAAACAGCAGUAGCAGGCUGGCAGCGCCGUGGGGCGUAACAUUAUUGGAUUGGGGGUCAUUGGGGCUGGACGGGUAGGGUGCUGAGGUAGGGGGGGGGGGCAGCUGUGCAAGGCAGGUUGCAGAAGCGGCGUUGGCUGCAUGAAAGGCGGUAGUGGCGCCGAGGAACGCAGGCGAGGUGCCGUUUUGAAUCAGGUCCGCAAAUCUCACGGCAUGUGUGGCCGUCCAUGGAAGGCGAGCGGAAGGGUCCUGUUUGCCGUUGCUGUUGUUUCGUUUCGUAACUCUUGUUGUGUACGGUACCGUAAUGUAAGCUUUAGACCUA
Messenger RNA from Chlamydomonas reinhardtii, 1719 nucleotides. RefSeq lists its product as uncharacterized. The record is from RefSeq and is a predicted model, not a curated record. Bases 360 to 1355 code for a protein of 331 amino acids. Lineage: Eukaryota; Viridiplantae; Chlorophyta; Chlorophyceae; Chlamydomonadales; Chlamydomonadaceae. The transcript is spliced from 13 exons.